This is a messenger RNA of Copidosoma floridanum, 635 nucleotides long. Its product is annotated as rhodopsin-like. The record is from RefSeq and is a predicted model, not a curated record. Lineage: Eukaryota; Metazoa; Arthropoda; Insecta; Hymenoptera; Encyrtidae. Gene Ontology annotation, molecular function: G protein-coupled receptor activity. Gene Ontology annotation, biological process: G protein-coupled receptor signaling pathway; visual perception; phototransduction. Gene Ontology annotation, cellular component: membrane.
AUGACUAUUGUUUAUAGAUAUGUUCCCGAGGGAAAUAUGACGUCAUGUGGUACGGAUUACGUUUCCGACGACUGGUUCGGAAAAUCUUACAUACUCGUGUAUUCUAUAUUUGUAUACUAUACGCCGCUAUUUUCAAUAAUUUUCUGCUAUUAUCACAUAGUUUCGGCAGUUGCAGCCCAUGAAAAAGGAAUGCGGGAACAGGCAAAGAAGAUGGGCGUUGCUUCGCUACGUUCUGGGGAACAAAGCGGUGGUGUAAGCGCAGAAGCAAAAUUGGCAAAGGUUGCUCUCACUACUAUAUCUUUAUGGUUUAUGGCAUGGACGCCGUACUUGGUUACCAAUUACAUGGGAAUAUUUGCAAAACGAUUCGUAACACCUCUGGCUACCAUAUGGGCUUCGCUUUUUGCCAAGACCAACGCCUGUUACAAUCCAGUCGUUUAUGCAUGCAGCCAUCCAAAGUACAGAAUAGGAUUGAAAGCACGAUGUCCUUGUUUGCACUUGGGAGAGGAUGAAGAGAAACCGGCUGAGAAAAAAGCUGCCUCAGCCCCAGCUGCAGAUGCCACUUCUAAUGCUAGCAAAGCGUAAUCAUCCUGGUCAACUGAUAGAUUUAGCUUAUACAUGAGCAAAAAAUAUUUUUU